This is a messenger RNA of Aspergillus homomorphus CBS 101889, 363 nucleotides long. RefSeq lists its product as uncharacterized. Bases 111 to 296 code for a protein of 61 amino acids. The transcript has a single exon. Lineage: Eukaryota; Fungi; Ascomycota; Eurotiomycetes; Eurotiales; Aspergillaceae. The record is from RefSeq and is a predicted model, not a curated record.
UGCUGGUACGGUGUUUCGGAACAGAUACCAUUUGCUUUCUUCUAUCUUGAAAUUGAGACCGCACGAUCUGGGAUCCGGUUUGAACAAUAUACUAUACGUCUUUCAGCUGGAUGAGUUUGAGUUUCAUCCUGGGCUUGGAAAGACAUUUUAUUUUCACCUCUUAUUUCACUGUUGAUGGUUUAUGCUUCUUUCAUUUUUCCUUGAGUAGCAUACACUUUUGCUCGGGAUUUGUACUGUACAAUAACAGCUUGCUGAAAGGCUCCGGUGGCUAUUUUUGCCUCUGCACGGGGUUAUGAAUUAAGCGCCCCCUACUACUCAUGAUGAUAAUGAUAACUUCUAAGAAGCACACAUUGUAUAGACAGA